Messenger RNA from Ambispora gerdemannii, 417 nucleotides. Lineage: Eukaryota; Fungi; Glomeromycota; Glomeromycetes; Archaeosporales; Ambisporaceae. The record is from the annotation of a GenBank genome assembly.
AUGACAGCAAAUACCACUUCUAAAAGAGACUUGUCGAAAGAAUUACUUGAAAUCUAUAAAAAAGGAUGUGAUAGCUACGAAGAUGACCGAGUGAUAGAAAUAGAGGUAAACGAAUGGCUCAAAACACACAGUGUACCAUCAGCACAAAUCUUCAAGAUGAUAUUUGAGCGAAGUAACGAUGCAACAGACUACAAAACUCUAUUAGCAUUUAUGUAUUGUCUGGGAAUAGGAACUGAAAUGAGUAAAGUUGAGAUGUUUCGAUAUUAUUUGCUUGCUGCAGAACAAGGGGAUCCGGAUGGGUUUAGUGGGUCGGUGGAUAAACAUCAGGCAAUAUAUUGGUAUCAGCGGGCAUUUGAUUCUGGAUAUAUGGAGUAUUCAAAGAAGCAAUUAAAUUGUAUCUUUUUGAAGAAUAGUUGA